AUGUCCGUGAUUGAAAAGCGAAGAAUCAGCACAGACACGCAGUUUUACAGGCAGAAAACGCACGUACAAGGAGCGAACCUCAAACUGGGCAUCCCUCCCGCGAUGAGCCAAAAACGCCCAGACACGCAACAAGAAAAAAGGAAGAAGAAAAAAGUACAAACUGUUACACAAUGCUUGUACGAGAUGGAAAAAAAGGCGGGCUCUUCUCUUUCUAUGCACUUCUUCCCUCGCCUGGCGAACAACUUCAGCUUUUCGCCUCCCCGAUUAAUGGCUCGCAGGCCCUCCCAAUCCCACCCAAGCCAAGGUGAGGAUGAUGAUGAUGAGGAGGAGAAGAGCAAAGGUGAGGAGGGCGGUGGUAGUGGGAGACAUAAGAGCAUGCUUCCGCCAGCAAUAUUACUCGCAAUCCCCCGUAUCGUCGCCUUGUCUAGGCUAAUCUGCUCAGGGGUCGACCUGCAGGGUCACGGCCAGUGGCGUCAACGGGUCUCCAGGAACCGCGAUGCGUUAUCGAGAGACGAGAAACCCGUUGGCCGGUUCGCUGACAGAUGGAUUGGCUACUGCUCUGGUUGGCCGCGGAAAGCUGCAUCUCAGAAUGUACGAUGGAAGCCUCGUCAGGCCAAACGGCCUUUGUGUACAAGUACGGUAGCGAGCCACUUCAUUUCCAGGCGCACCCUGGUCGUCCCUCUCGAGUCCAGAAACGAAGAGGCCAUGGAAGCCUGCACAUGUUCUUUGGGAGACGCGACUCCACCAGGCCUCCUUGCCCCUGAUAAUAAAUCACCAGGCAUUGAUUACGAGCAAGCAGCCAAGAGACACGGAGAAUCUGCAUCUCGGGAAGGGCCUCGCCUAGGCGACACAGUGGAAUUUUGCACUCGGCCGUCACUGUGCCGUGGUCAGAUGGUGACUCUCUGGUUGGCAAAGUUGGAUUCAUCUGCACCUAGCGCUGGCAUCCUGCAGCUCGGCAGCUUGUGCGCGUCACGGUACAGGACAGGAGCAUUAGCAGCGUCGCCGGGUCGUUGCCGUUUGUCUGUCAUUGUGACUGAUCGUCGUGAUUGA
Trichoderma virens Gv29-8 is the source of this 1050-nucleotide messenger RNA. RefSeq lists its product as uncharacterized. The transcript has 6 exons. Lineage: Eukaryota; Fungi; Ascomycota; Sordariomycetes; Hypocreales; Hypocreaceae. The record is from RefSeq and is a predicted model, not a curated record. Bases 1 to 1050 code for a protein of 349 amino acids.